AAGCAAACUCUCUUUUCUUGACCGUGGAAGGAAUUCUCAAUCCACAAGUAGAAGUUUUUAGCCAUGGAAGCAUUGACACAAAUUGCAUGUGUAUCCGGCGCUGGAAUGGAUACCCGUUUGAACGAAAAUAGAGUUAGUUUGAAGGAAAAAAAAGUGGGAUUAAAGAAGAAGCUGAAAUUGUUAAAGGGAUUGUCCAAGGAUCUCUCUACUUUCUCUCAUAUGGGUUUUGCUUCUACUGAUCAAAACAAUGAUUUGAUCCUUCAGGUUCGGGGCAAAAUGAUCACGGAAGCUGCAGAGAUGUUAUUGAAACAACUGGAGCAAUUAAAAGCAGAGAAGAAAGAAUUGAAGAGAAAAAGAAAACAAGAGAAGGCCAAACUUAAAGCUCAAAUAUCAUGUGAAGAGAAGGCGAUGAUGAUUGUGAGUCAGAGUGGAGUAUGUGAAGAAAACAAAUUGAAUAGUUUUGUAGAGCGGAAGUUGGUAGAUGAUGAGACUAGUAGGUGCAGUGAUGCGGUAACAAAGAUGAUUGAGGUUUGCAUGGGCAACAAAUGCAAGAAAUUAGGAAGUGGAGCAUUAUUAGAUGAAUUUCAGAGAGUAAUGGGAAUUGAGGAGGUAGUUGUUGUUGGGUGCAAGUGUAUGGGUAAAUGCAGAGAUGGACCUAAUGUUAGGCUGUACAAUUCUGAUCACCACCAUACUCAAACUCCAAUUAAUCCACUUUGUAUCGGGGUUGGAUUGGAGGAUGCCAGUGGUAUUGUCACUAAUUUCUUAGCUCAGGAUGCCCAAGACUUGGGUUUGAAUCCUACAUGUUAGCCUUCUGCACCUUGAACGUGUAUGGUUAGGGAGAUUUACUUGUAAUAUUACAAUCUACUUGAAAUUGGAAGUUCUAUUUUAUUUAAA
Mangifera indica (mango) is the source of this 894-nucleotide messenger RNA. Its product is annotated as diacylglycerol O-acyltransferase 3. Bases 64 to 807 code for a protein of 247 amino acids. NCBI's taxonomy places the organism in Eukaryota, Viridiplantae, Streptophyta, Magnoliopsida, Sapindales, Anacardiaceae. The record is from RefSeq and is a predicted model, not a curated record. The transcript is spliced from 2 exons.